Molecule: messenger RNA, 2012 nt
Organism: Maylandia zebra (zebra mbuna)
Lineage: Eukaryota; Metazoa; Chordata; Actinopteri; Cichliformes; Cichlidae
Gene: peli3
Product: pellino E3 ubiquitin protein ligase family member 3
Biological process (GO): protein K63-linked ubiquitination; regulation of Toll signaling pathway
Molecular function (GO): protein binding; ubiquitin protein ligase activity
Source: RefSeq, a predicted model, not a curated record
CUGAGGAGAGAGAGGGGGAGACAGAGGUGACAUCGCACUGUCUGCUGUUAUUUGUGGGAGAAUCGAUUCUGGCGUAAGAUGAACGGAAGAGAGAUGAUAUUGCUUGUGAUGCUCUGCGCUUCCUGUUCUUCUCCAUCACUCCUCUUUACGCUUCCCAGGCCGUGCGGCGACUGAAGCCCCCGCAAAUAUUCCCUUCAACAGGAGGAAUUCCACACAGAUCCGAGCCGUCCUGGACCUCUGCUGGCAAACAUCCGCGGCUUCCUCUACAAAACAUCAAAUGUCAGGAGACGCCAGCCGGCCUGUCUUGUGCUUUAUUCCUCCUCUGGAGAGGUGAUGGGAAUCCAAGUCGCCUUUUAAUUCGUGGAUUGUUGACUUUAUCGCCUAUUCAAGGCUGACGUGAGUCUUUAUGAGCGAGCCCCAGCUGUGGCCGGUGGGCAUGGUUUUGGAGGGUAGCUCAGAGGCGUUGUGUCCCCCCCCAUCUCUGGAGCUGCGCCCAUCCUGCAACAAGAGCCAGCCCUCGCCUCCUUUGGGCUCAAGCUCACAACCCCACGAUGGAGUCUUUCCUGAGGACAAGGAGCCUGUAAAGUAUGGAGAGCUCGUCGUCUUGGGGCACAACGGGUCACUGGCCAAUGGGGACAAAGGUCGCAGAAGAAGUCGUCUGGCUCUUUACAAGAGACCCAAAGCCAACGGGGUCAAACCUGAUGUUAUCCACAAUGUCUCAACUCCUUUGGUGUCAAAGGCACUCAGCAACAAAAGCCAGCACAGCAUCUCCUACACACUGUCACGGAGCCACUCUGUAAUUGUGGAAUACACCCAUGACACCAACACAGAUAUGUUUCAGAUUGGCAGGUCCACAGAAAGCAUGAUUGAUUUUGUGGUGACGGACACAGCCGGCAGCAGUGGUCAAGUUGGGGGUGCGGUGGGGGAGGGCGGAGGCCAAUCAGUUCAGAGCACCAUCUCACGAUACGCCUGCCGCAUCAUGUGUGAGCGCAGCGCUCCCUACACCGCUCGCAUCUACGCCGCUGGCUUUGACUCUUCCAAGAACAUCUUCCUGGGGGAGCGGGCUGCCAAAUGGAGAACAUCAGACGGCCUGAUGGAUGGUCUGACUACCAAUGGUGUGCUGGUCAUGCACCCAGCGGGCGAGUUUGUGUCUGAGCCGGCUCCUGGGGUCUGGAGAGAAAUCUCAGUCUGUGGCAAUGUCUUUGCACUGAGGGAGACACGCUCAGCCCAGCAGAGAGGAAAACUGGUUGAAAAUGAGUCAAACACACUCCAGGAUGGUUCACUGAUUGAUCUGUGUGGAGCAACCUUGCUGUGGAGGACCCCCCCCGGAUUGCGGCAUACUCCUACUCUCAAACAGCUGGAGUGCCUUCGACAGGAGCUGAACGCUGCGAGGCCUCAGUGUCCUGUGGGCUUCAACACGCUGGCCUUCCCCAGCCUGGCCCAGCGCGAGAUUGUUGACAAGAAGCAACCCUGGGUUUAUGUCAACUGCGGUCACGUACACGGCUACCACAACUGGGGCUACCGGAAAGAAAAAGGGCCCCCCGGCCCCGGAGGCACAGCACCUGCCGGCACAGGUGAGAGGGAGUGCCCUAUGUGUCGAAGAGUAGGCCCCUACGUGCCGUUGUGGUUGGGCUGUGAGGGGGGAUUGUACCUGGACGCUGGGCCACCCACUCAUGCUUUCUGCCCCUGUGGUCAUGUUUGCUCAGAAAAGACAGUAGCAGGGUGGAGCCAAAUCCCAUUGCCCCACGGCACUCAUGCCUUUCAUGCUGCCUGCCCUUUCUGUGGUACCUGGUUGACAGGAGAGCAGGGCCACAUCAAACUCAUCUUCCAGGGGCCCGUUGAUUGAAGCUGAGGGAAUUCAGUGCGGGCAGAUUGACUAAGGACCUGCUGACUAAAGACUGUGUGUGCUGACAUGAUAAGCUGAAAGCAACUUGCAAUAGUACAUACCAAGGCUUCACACGGAAUAUGAAGUGUAUGGAGAGUAUGUAAAAUAAAUUGUGUUGAAAACAACA